This is a messenger RNA of Branchiostoma floridae (Florida lancelet), 3309 nucleotides long. Its product is annotated as E3 ubiquitin-protein ligase TRIM71-like. The record is from RefSeq and is a predicted model, not a curated record. NCBI's taxonomy places the organism in Eukaryota, Metazoa, Chordata, Leptocardii, Amphioxiformes, Branchiostomatidae. The transcript has 3 exons. Gene Ontology annotation, biological process: proteasome-mediated ubiquitin-dependent protein catabolic process; protein polyubiquitination; negative regulation of translation. Gene Ontology annotation, molecular function: zinc ion binding; translation repressor activity; ubiquitin protein ligase activity. Bases 178 to 2979 code for a protein of 933 amino acids.
AACUCCCGGUUUCCAACAUCAGCAAAGAAGAAAGAAAGGCCAUACAACAGCUGAAGAAGGACAAGGAUGUUAUGAUACUGCCAGCGGACAAAGGAAAAGCGACAGUGAUUAUGGACACAGAAGACUACGAAUCAAAGUUUUAGAGGCAACAUUUACCAACAACGGUUCGGCACAGCGAUGGGAAGCCCCGUCUCCCCGGUUCUAGCUAACCUCUUCAUGGAAUGGCUAGAACAGCAGGCCAUGGCCACAGCUCCGGUGAACUGUAGGCCGAAACUUUGGAAGAGAUAUGUGGAUGACAUCAUGGAAAUUAUAAGACAGGGGACACAACAUGAAAUUACCGACCACUUAAACUCCAUAGACCCCACGGGUAGUAUCAAGUUCACCCAUGAGGAAGAAGAUCAGGGCACUCUACCCUUUCUGGACACCUUACUAGUGAGGAGAGAAGACGGCACGGUGAAACUUUUGGUCUACAGAAAAAAGACCCACACAGACCAGUAUCUAGAUUUCAAUUCCCAUCAUCCGCUCCACCAGAAACUAGGAGUAAUCAGAACGCUGAUGGACAGGAGCAAAACAGUGGUCACAGAGGAAACAGACAGACAACAAGAGGUCAAACACAUCAAACAAGCCCUGUCACUCUGUGGUUACCCAGACUGGACUUUCAAAAGAGUGCAACAUCAGUCCAACAAACCCAAACCCAAGAAAGAAAAGAAGAAAGAAGAACAGAAGUCUAAGGGCAUGAUCAUCAUACCUUAUGUCAAAGGCAUUACAGAGACACUUGAAAGGAUCUUCAGAAAACAUGCCAUUGCCACGGCAGUGAAGCCCAAGACCACGCUCAGAAACUUGUUGGUGCAUCCCAAGGACAGACUGGAAGACUCCUCUAAAACAGACUGUGUCUACAAGAUUCCGUGCAAAAGUUGUGACAAGGUGUACAUUGGAGAGACGGGCAGGACUUUCAACACCAGACUUGAAGAACACAAAAAGGAGGCAAAAAACAGCAAAGGCAGUGCAUACACAAGAUCUCAGAAGAAGGCAGCAGAACAAACAGAGAACAAAUCGGCAGUCACAGACCAUAUUCAUAGAAACAAUUGCGUAAUAGACUGGGAGGGGGCAAGAGUCAUUGACAGAGAGGAAAACAGAAGAACUCGAUGGAUUAAAGAAGCAGUUUGGAUCAGAAAAUCAGUGCCAGUCAUGAACAGAGACGAGGGGGGAUACAAGCUGAGUUUACCGGACAAUCUCAUGGCGGCAAAUAUGUGUGAGAGGCUGCAAAACCAGGCUACACUGUCAGGGGAAAUAAGUGAACAACCCCAGUCUGGAAACAGGUGCAGCUUUCACCCCUCAGAGGAAGUCAAGCUCUACUGUAAACAGUGUAACAUGCCAGUUUGUAGUGAUUGUUGUGAAGACGGCCACGAUGGGCAUCCCAACACAGGCAUUAAAAAAGCUGCACAGGAAAGGAGAUCUACAGUCCAGGCCUUGAUCAAUGAGGGGAGGGACAUUGUGGAAAUCUACGGCAGUUUCAUCAGAGGUCUAGAGGAAAAAGAGAAAACACUGAAUAAACAGAAACAGCAGAGAGACGACAGCAUUAUUCAGACCUAUGACCAAAUGGUGCAGAAACUCACAGAGAGAAAAGACCAACUCUUGUCGGAAUCCUGGCAAAAUUACAGCGAGAAUUUGGAGAAAAUACUGACUAAUAGAGAUAGGGUGUUGCCAGAUGUCAAUAAAUUGUCUGCCGCCUGUGAUCGAGCAGAACAAGAACUGCAGCAGGGAUUGUUCAAGUUUCUCAGUCAGGAAAUUGCUUUGACAGAGUUGGUAGGAAAAUACAGAGGAAAAGCAGCACCAACUCCUGUACAAACCCAGCCUGCUUUCUUUCAGCCCACAGACACCACAGUGCCAGUAUUGGGACAUGUGAUGGCCCAGUCUGUCCCAUCUGCACCAAUCCCACCAUCACUCGCACUAAUCCCAGCAGCACCUGCACCAAUCCCAGCUGUAUCUAGUGAUGAUGCAGUAAGGGGUAGGGGUCAUCGCCUUCUUAACCAGAAGGAAGGGGAGCAUCACCACCAAAGAGUGACAUUUGGUGGAGAGGGAUCAGAAAACGGACAGUUUGAUGGACCACGUGGUGUCACAGUUUCAGAUGAGGGAGAGAUCUUUGUAGCAGACACUGAACGGUGUAAACAUAGCAGUUUGAGAAGUUACGGAAGAAUUCAAGUCUUCACAAUGCAUGGAACAUUUGUCCGCCAGUUCUCAACACCUCCUCCAUUUCCCUUUCGUCAUAAGUACACGUAUGAUCCGUUUUUUAGUGAACAAUACUACCCAAAUGACGUCACAGUAGACGGGGAGGGGAACCUGUGGGUGGUCGGAAGAACGUGCACACAUCGUGAGGAGUCUGCUGUGCAGUACAGCAAGCAGGGCAAAAAGCUGAGGGCAUUUCGUCUACAGAAAGAGUGCGAAGCAGUUUCUGUGGACACCAGGAGGAACCACAUCCUCAUCACACAAAUCAAAGAUAGCAGGAGUAAUGUGCAGGUGUUCGAGCCAGAUGGGACCCUUUUGAGAACUGUAGGAGAUAAAUCGAGGAACAUACUACUGAAGGAAAUAGUGCUGAUAUACCCUGUGUCAGUCACUCUGGACGGAGAAAGAAAUAUUCUUGUGUCAGACAGUAGCAAUCACCGUAUCCAUGUGUUCAAAAAUAAUGGGCGGUUUCUGUUCCAGUUUGGAGGUAAGGGAAGUAGUGAGGGUCAGCUGUUGGAUCCCCAUGGCAUCUGUACAGACAGGGCAGGUAACAUCAUUGUGGCAGACUAUGGAAACAGCCGUGUGGAGAUGUUUGACAAGACAGGAAAAUUCCUCAAACAUAUCGUUACUGACAUAAAAUGCCCAUGGGCUGUUGCCAUGGCACCACAGGGACAGCUGGUGGUGACUGUUUGGCAAGAAUAUGGAUAUGACGAUUUUAACAAUAACCACACAGUCUCCAUAUUUCAUAACUACUGAAGCUGUGUUAGUUUUGUAUAAGAUAAACAGAGUGUACCUUGGCAUCGUUUCCUACAUGUAUACAUGUCCUGUAUUUAAAAAAAGUACUUGCAGUGAAAACACUUUCCCUGCAUGUACGUUGAAAUUACAGUUAGAUAAUGUAGAAACACUUAAGUAAAAAUCAACCCUAAUCAAUAAUGUACAUGGCUGCUGUUUACAAUGUAAAUUGGUCUAUAUAUAUUCACCUGACAAACCUACAGUUGAUAAGAAGCUGAUUGUUUGUUAUGAGUGGAAGUUUGCUGUUAACCCAGGAUGGUUAUCGGUGAUGCCAGUCAUAAUCCACUAGGAUCA